UCCACCUUUUCUUUUUUUUUGGCUUGUGAGUUGUGACGAUGUCUAUCGCAAUCAACCAUUGUCUCUCUAUCCUUAAUAGCUGCAAGAACUUAAGAGCUCUAACCCAAAUCCAUGGCUUCUUUAUCAAAUCCGGCGUUGACACUGAUUCUUACUUCAUCGGAAAGCUUAUCCUACAUUGUGCGAUUUCCAUUUCCGACGCUUUACCUUACGCUCGCCGUCUCUUGCUCUGUUUUCCUGAACCUGAUGCGUUUAUGUUCAACACUCUCGUCCGAGGCUACUCUGAAUCCGAUGAGCCGCACAAUUCCGUUGCCGUGUUUGUGGAAAUGAUGAGGAAAGGUUUCAUUUUUCCUGAUAGCUUCUCCUUCGCGUUUGUUGUCAAGGCGGCGGCGAAUUUCCGGUCUUUAAGAACUGGAUUUCAGAUGCAUUGUCAAGCUUUGAAACAUGGGCUUGAUUCACAUUUGUUUGUUGCUACUACCUUGAUCGGUAUGUAUGGGGAAUGUGGCUGUGUUGGGUUUGCUCGCAAGGUGUUCGAUGAAAUGCCUCAACCGAAUUUGGUUGCGUGGAAUGCUGUGGUCACGGCCUGUUUCAGGGGGAAUGAUGUUUCGGGCGCGAGGGAAAUCUUUGAUAAGAUGCUGGUAAGGAAUCAUACGUCGUGGAACGUGAUGCUUGCAGGGUACAUUAAAGCUGGGGAGCUUGAGUGUGCUAAACGGAUCUUCUCGGAAAUGCCUCACAGAGAUGAUGUCUCCUGGAGCACUAUGAUUGUUGGGUUUUCUCAUAAUGGAAGUUUCAAUGAGUCUUUCUCGUAUUUCAGGGAGUUACUAAGAGCGGAAAUGAGACCAAACGAGGUGAGUCUCACCGGAGUUCUCUCUGCCUGUUCACAAUCUGGGGCAUUUGAGUUUGGGAAGACAUUACACGGGUUUGUAGAGAAAUCAGGGUAUAGUUGGAUAGUUUCGGUGAACAAUGCGCUUAUUGAUAUGUAUUCUAGGUGUGGUAAUGUCCCAAUGGCUAGAUUAGUCUUUGAAGGUAUGCAAGAGAAGAGGAGUAUUGUAUCUUGGACAUCAAUGAUAGCGGGCUUAGCAAUGCAUGGUCACGGAGAAGAAGCUAUUAGAAUAUUCAAUGAAAUGACUGAGUCUGGUGUUAUGCCAGACGAGAUAUCUUUCAUUUCGCUUUUGUAUGCUUGCAGUCAUGCUGGACUGAUCAAAGAAGGUGAAGGUUACUUCUCUAAGAUGAAGAGAGUCUACCACAUCGAACCAGCAGUUGAACACUAUGGUUGCAUGGUUGAUUUAUAUGGCCGAUCUGGAAAACUGCAAAAGGCUUAUAGUUUCAUAUGCCAAAUGCCAAUUCCGCCAACUGCCAUAGUGUGGCGGACUCUUCUCGGGGCUUGCAGUAGUCAUGGGAAUAUCGAACUGGCCGAGCAAGUGAAACAAAGGCUUAAUGAGCUUGACCCAAAUAACUCGGGGGAUCUUGUUCUUUUGUCGAAUGUUUAUGCUACUGCAGGUAAAUGGAAGGAUGUUGCUUCUAUCAGAAAGUCAAUGAUUGUUCAGAGAAUCAAGAAGAUAACUGCUUGGAGCUUGGUGGAAGUUGGCAAAACCAUGUAUAAGUUCACUGCAUGCGAGAAAAAGAAGGAAAUCGAUAUAGAGGCUCACGAGAAGCUAAAAGAAAUCAUCUUGAGGCUUAGAGAUGAAGCUGGGUAUGCCCCAGAAGUAGCAAGUGCUUUAUAUGAUGUGGAAGAGGAAGAAAAGGAGGAUCAGGUAAGUAAACACAGUGAGAAGCUUGCACUUGCAUUUGCUCUAGCUAGAUUGCCUAAAGGAGCAAAUAUCAGGAUAGUAAAGAAUCUGCGAAUUUGCAGAGAUUGUCACGCUGUUAUGAAGCUAACUUCAAGGGUCUAUGGAGUAGAAAUUGUGAUCCGAGACAGAAAUCGCUUCCAUUCAUUUAAGGACGGUUCUUGCUCAUGCGGUGACUACUGGUAAAACGUUGUGAAUAGAACUGUUCACCAAACAUAUAUCAUUUUGUGGUCUAAUGCUUCC
Arabidopsis lyrata subsp. lyrata is the source of this 2027-nucleotide messenger RNA. Its product is annotated as pentatricopeptide repeat-containing protein At1g74630. Gene Ontology annotation, biological process: RNA modification. Lineage: Eukaryota; Viridiplantae; Streptophyta; Magnoliopsida; Brassicales; Brassicaceae. The transcript has a single exon. Bases 39 to 1970 code for a protein of 643 amino acids. The record is from RefSeq and is a predicted model, not a curated record. Gene Ontology annotation, molecular function: RNA binding; zinc ion binding; protein binding.